Molecule: messenger RNA, 3319 nt
Organism: Sphaeramia orbicularis (orbiculate cardinalfish)
Lineage: Eukaryota; Metazoa; Chordata; Actinopteri; Kurtiformes; Apogonidae
Gene: sh3d19
Product: SH3 domain containing 19
Exons: 21
Coding region: 114-3272 (1052 amino acids)
Biological process (GO): protein transport to vacuole involved in ubiquitin-dependent protein catabolic process via the multivesicular body sorting pathway
Cellular component (GO): ESCRT-0 complex
Molecular function (GO): protein binding
Source: RefSeq, a predicted model, not a curated record
AGUCCACAGUCCAGGACAGUGGGAGCGACCGUGGAAAUGGAUGGAAGAGGAGUCUGAAGAGCUGGACACUGGAUUAUUCCCAGGAGGAAAAAAACUAACAGUUGGAAAACGCAAUGGCUGAAUUCCGACGUGAAGAGGAGGAAGAGAGGGAGCGCAGAGAUGUGAGGGUUCGAAACCAGACAGCAGAUCAUCCUGAAAGAACCAAGUCAGAUCAUCUACAGUCCAGCCAAGGACCACUGUCGUCUAUAAAAGCUGCUAUAAAACGAACAAGAACAAACUCUCAGAGUGACCACACCAGAGACAGAAGGCGCCCAGAGAUCACCAUUGUUUCUGCAGAACCUCUGGGUGGUAACAACUGGUUUCCAGGAACCCCAGUGGUUUUCUCUUCUCCUCCUCCUCCUCCUCUUCCUCAGCCCCCACCAUCCUACGAACAGGUGAUUAAAGAGAAGACCCAGGAAGAGCACACCCCACAGCCCACUGCAGCCCCCCGCCGGGGAAACGACACUGCGACAAGCUCCACACAGACUGAUCCUGUGAAGGAAGACGCCGCCAUCCCACAAUGCAGUGCAGCUCGUCAGUCUGCUGGUAACAAGCCCCAGAAACCACCAAGACCAUCACUGCCCAAGUCAGUAAACAGAAAACUUUCCACUGGAACGGCUGGACCUGCUGAUGAGGAAGUGGUCACAAAUACCUCAACAUCCACAAACCCAGAGAACCAGGAUGACUCUAAUUCACAUAUAAAACCACCUCAGCAGGCAGACUCCAGUAACUCCAGCACCAGAUCUGUCACUGUACACUGGGAUAUUCAUACCAAAAAUACAGAGAAAGUCUCCGGAACUGCGGCCCCAUCCUCAGAGUCAGAACUUAAUCUGCGCCCUGUCCCACUUCCUCGUACAAAAUCCAGAAAGCAGGCCAUUGCAAAAGAGGCUGAAGAUGACACUUUGGUGAAGCUCGGUGAAAAUUCAGACGCUCCCUCAGACUUUGAUCCGGAAGAUGUUUCUCCAAAUAAGUAUUUGAAGGAGUUACUGGAGGUCUUCAGCGCAGAAAACGAGUCCAAGGAAAAUUGCGACGUAGUCAACCAGUCAAACGAGACAACACAAGGUGAAGAUGCUGACGGCAAGAUGAGCCACAGUCAACGCAGUAUCCGGGCCAGGAUCCAGGCCUUUGAGAGCCAGGCUGACACAGAGGAGAGAUAUGUGGCUGCACCUGUCAGACCAGAACCCCAACCCCGGAAGACUACUACCAAACCUCCUGUUUCUGCUAAACCUUCUGUUGCUGUCAAACCACAAUUAAACUACAGCACUGAUAAUGUUUAUGAAAACCCAACACCAGCAGCUAGACCUCAGCCCCCUCCGAAGAAACCUGUGGUGGGACAGUCUGUAAAAGAGGAGCUAGAUGCGUUACUCACUAAGGGACCAGUUCCAAACCGAUCACGUCCUGCACUCACUAGAGCCAGCAGCAUCUAUGAGGAGGUGGAACCUUCCCCAACUCCACCUAUACCUCCAGUGAAGCCCAUCAAGGAACCCCUCAAAACAAACCUUAACAUAAACAACCACAACUCGACCUCUGUGAUUGGACAAUAUGAGAAUGUGGAGAAGUUAUCAAAUCAAGUCUCAGUCAAGGCCCAGAGUAAUGUGGACGGCAAUGGAGGCUCUUUCACCAGACAGAGUAUGACGAGAAGACCGACCACCAUCAGAGUCCCCAGCAAGACUGGUUCAUUUUCCGACGGUUUUCAGGACAGUCCUCCUCCUCUCCCUGCUCAGAAGCCCGUCGGCUCUUUAAACCCAUCAUUAAACCAACAACAAAACUCAACAUCCAUCUUCCCAUCUCAGAAUUGGAUUCCUUCUCAGGAGUCUUUCUACGCUGGACCGGAGCCAUCACUACCACCUCGGAGGCUCAGUACAGCUAAAAGCCUCCCUCCUCGCCCACCGCCAGCCAAACCAGGCCCAGGAAGACCUCCGCCACCACGCGUCCAUGUCUCAGGUCAGUCCACUUCGGUAACUUGGGAGACCUCCCCGAAACCCCAGGCACAGAAGCCCCACAGGACCAGACCAGUGUUGCCUCCAAGGCCCAAUCCAGGCCACCGUCUCUACAACAAAUACACACUUCAGCUUCCCCAUGGCAUUGCAUCCUUUGAUUAUAAUGGCAACAACACAGGAGAACUAUCAUUUCAGAAAAAUGAAGUGCUACUGCUGCUAAAGGAGAUUGACUAUAAUACAUUUGAGUGCCAGGUUGGGGACACGCAAGGCAGAGUAAACAAGUCUCGAAUGAAGGUCAUCACCCCUCUUAGCUCUUUUUCGGAUGUCUCCCCAUCACAGAGCGUCAAACCAGCCAGAUCGGAUGGCAGAGACAGUAAUGGGCUGAAGGUGAAGGCCUUACAUGACUUCGAUCCAGAGGGUCCAGGAGAGCUGGCUCUCAGAGCAGGAGAUGUUGUGAGCAUGGUGGAACAGGUGGACAAUGAAUGGUACAAAGGCACCUGUAGGGGAUCCACCGGCUACUUUCCAAUCAAUUACGUCCAAGUCCUGUCAGAUUCACCAAAACCCCUGCCUGAAAGGAAAGGAAAGACGCCCUCUGCAACAGUCAGUGGGCCCAGAUGUGUGGCAAGGUUUGACUUUGAAGGGGAGCACGAUGACGAGCUGUCCUUCUCCGAGGGGGAUGUGAUCCAGUUGAAGGCCUACAUGGGACAGGACUGGGCACGAGGACAGAUCGGCUCCUCCACGGGAAUCUUCCCCCUGAACUUCGUCGAGGUCGUCGAGGAUCUGCCUCCGCCUCCGAGUCAGCAGCAGAAGCAGUCCACAAAGAGAGCGCUGCCUGGCAUGGCUGCAUCUCCUUUUGCUCACCCUGAAGUUGCCAAACCUGCUCAGGCACCUCAGUCCGGCUUGGAGUGGGUGGUAGCUCUGUAUGACUUUUCCGGAUACUCUGAGGGGGAUUUGUCCUUUGAGCAGGGCGACUGUAUCCUAGUCACCGAACAUGUUAAUGCUGAGUGGAGCUAUGGAAGGCUUAACGGCAGAGAGGGCAUGUUCCCCAGGGCUUUUGUUGAAAGCCGCACAGCCUCAGCAGGCCUCCAGUCCUCUGAUGUCCAGGAGAAUGGAGCAGCAGGUGGAAUGAAAGCCAGAGCUCUGUUUGACUUCGCUUCAGACUGUGAUGAGGAGCUUUCUCUGCAGGUUGGGGAUAUUGUAACCAAUCUGGAGUCCAUCGAUGAAGAAUGGUUCCUGGGGGAUCUGAGCGGAAAACGAGCCCUGGUCCCCAAGAACUAUGUCCAGGUCAUUUGAUGUUCAGUGGAACAAGGGACGCAGUCGAAUUACACGAAGAUGCUACA